Gadus morhua (Atlantic cod) is the source of this 2044-nucleotide messenger RNA. Its product is annotated as hydroxycarboxylic acid receptor 3-like. The record is from RefSeq and is a predicted model, not a curated record. The transcript has a single exon. Gene Ontology annotation, molecular function: G protein-coupled receptor activity. NCBI's taxonomy places the organism in Eukaryota, Metazoa, Chordata, Actinopteri, Gadiformes, Gadidae. Gene Ontology annotation, cellular component: membrane. Bases 30 to 1013 code for a protein of 327 amino acids. Gene Ontology annotation, biological process: G protein-coupled receptor signaling pathway.
GGUCGAAAUUUACCUGCCGGGCUGCAGCAAUGUCUCAGAUGUUUAACACCACUCCGGCGGAUAUCUGCUGUGCCUUCGAGUCGCCCAUCCUGGAUAAGCUCUUGCCUCCCAUCCUUAUACUGGAGUUCAUCUUUGGGCUGCUGGGGAACAUAGUGGCACUGUGGAUGUUCGUCUUUCACAUGGACAACUGGAAGCCCAACUCUGUGUACCUCACCCACCUGGCCGUGGCCGACACCAUCGUGCUCUUCUGCCUGCCCUUCCGGGCUGACUACUACCGCAGGGGUAAAGACUGGCUGUACGGUGACAUCCCCUGUAGGAUCUUACUGUUCCUGCUGGCCGCCAACCGCGCCGCAGGGAUUUUCUUUCUCACAGCAGUGGCUGUUGAUCGCUACUUGAAGAUCGUCCAUCCUCUGCACCCCAUCAACCGCAUGGGGCUGGGCUACGCGCUAUGGGUGUCCCUGUCCUUGUGGGGGCUGAUAGUCCUCGCCACAGGAUACCUGCUCUCUGACCGCCACUUCUUUUACCGCAACAACCGCACCCAGUGUGAGAGCUUCAACAUCUGCAUGGGAUACAGCCCUCUGUCCACCUGGCACAACACCUUCUACGUGGUCCAGUUCUUCCUACCCACGGCCAUCGUGGCGUUCUGCACUAUCAGCAUCCUGUGGCAGCUGAGAACCAAGACCAUCGACAGCAGCGGGAAGAUCAAGCGGGCCGUGCAGUUUGUGAUGGCUGUGGCAUUGAUCUUCGUCACCUGCUUCUUCCCCAGCACGAUAUCCCGCGUCGCCGUGUGGAUCCUCAAGAACUGGUACAGCGAGUGCGUUCACUUCAGAGAGGCUAACCUGGCGUUCUAUACGUCGGUGUGCUUCACCUACUUCAACAGCGUCCUCAACCCUCUGGUGUACUACUUCUCCAGUCCCUCGUUCAGCGGCAUCUUUCAGAAACUUCUCAACAAGCUGCUGGGGAGGAAGGAAGAAGAAGAGCAGGUUUCAACGGUGGCUGCUGUAAGGAUCUAGAUAUCAAUUGGGGAUUUUUCUUUGUAUGAUCCCCCCAUUGUUACAAAUUGUAUCUCAAAUGUUAGUGCAAUAAACUUAGGGUGAUUUCUAACCAUUUUAUCAAGAAAAAUAUUUGGGGUAAGUUAAUGGAAAUAGGGUAAUUGAUCAGUGAGCUGGGCAAGCUGAACGUGUCAAUUGCCUCGAAAUGUCAUUUUAAGUGUGUAUAUUAGGCCUAUAAAUAAAGUAAUGAAGAAUUUAGACCUAUUUCAUUUAGGCAUUUUUUUCUAGUGAAAUUUGUCGCCAGAAAGGGAACUCAGAACAAAAUACAUUGUUGAAGAUGUUCUAGGAAGAAGCUGAGAAUUGAGGCCCAAUGAACAAUUUUUAUCCAAUUAUUUUCUCUCAAUAAAAUGAAACCUCAGGCCAUGUAACUGUCAUUCUAAGGUAAUGCUGUGUUUCAAGUUAGUGGUUAGUUCUUGGGGUUGCAUUGUUAGAGGAAAUUAGAAUAUCUAUCGAAGUGUAGGCAUAUAGCCUACAGUAAGUUAUACAGAGCUCCUAACUGUUAUACCGCGAACUAAUUGCACCCUGGGGGACAAUACAAUAGAGUCUAGACCCUAGAGCAUCUGUGGUAUAAGUGCUGCGAAGAAUUUCAGAAAUACAGAAAUAUGUACAAUGUAGGCUAUCCUUUAAAUACGUCCAUGGAACAGAUGGCCAAUGUGAAUAAUAGAUACGUGGGGACCGCUGAAGAGGUCAAACUUUUCCUUGCUCUCAUCGAAGAAAAAAACAUUACAGCUAAUUUAGAUGGAAAACAACGCAAUUCCACUAUAUAUCAGGACUUAAGAGAGGAUGUUAUCAAAAGGAUACGACAAGCCCUGGAAUGUGUGCAGUUUUUCGCUCCAACCACUAAUACGAAUUUCCUUUGCGAACUUUCUAAAGAUUCUCAUCACCUUUUAGAUGGAAACGUGACUAAUGUGAUCUCCUUAUCCGCUCUUUUCUUGCAAGCCAUUAAACAAAACUGGUGGAUACGAAUUAAAAAUGUAAGGAUCAAUGCAAAU